AUAACUGGUCGUCCUAACAGCGGCUGACCCAGUGGUGCAGGGAAUCACAGCAGGAGACAAUAUGAGGAGACACUGUGUUCUCAAACAUGGGAUACUUAAGGAAUUCCUGGCGGAGUUCCUGGGGACCUUCGUCUUGGUGCUGUUUGGCUGCGGCGCCGCGGCCCAGACGGCCCUCAGCAGGAACACCCUGGGCGAGCCGCUCACCGUGCACAUCGGCUUCUCCCUGGGCCUCACCAUGGCCUGCUACGUGGCGGGAGGAGUCUCAGGGGGUCAUGUGAACCCGGCCGUCUCACUGGCCAUGGUGGUCCUUGGCAAACUCAAGAUCUGGAAGUUCCCCAUUUACGUCCUCGCACAAUUCCUGGGUGCCUUUGCCGGGGCGGCAGCCGUGUUCGGCUUAUACUACGACGCCUUCAUGGACUUCACCAGUGGGAUCCUGUCAGUGACCGGCAUCAACGCCACAGGUCACAUCUUCGCCUCCUACCCUGGACGACACCUGUCAAUCCUGGGCGGCUUCCUCGAUCAGGUCAUCGGGACCGGGAUGCUCGUGGUGUGCAUCCUGGCCAUCGUCGACGGGGGGAACAUCGGAGCCCCUAAGGGCGUGGAGCCGCUGGCCAUAGGCCUCAUCGUCAUGGCCAUCUCCGUGUCCAUGGGGCUCAACUGUGGCUACCCCGUGAACCCGGCCCGCGACCUGGGCCCGCGCCUCUUCACAGCCGUGGCCGGCUGGGGCAUGGAGGUCUUCAGCACCGGCGACUACUGGUGGUGGAUCCCAGUGGCCGGGCCCCUGGUGGGGGGCCUGGUUGGUGCGGCCCUCUACUACCUGCUCAUCGAGCUCCACCACCCCCAGCAGCCCCCCCCCUCGAGCCCCGAGGAGCCGGAGAAGACCCCGGAAGAGGAGGACGAGGAGGAGGAAGAUGAGGAAGACGACAGUCUCAAGGACAAAUAUGAGAUGAUCGCCAUGAGCUAAGAAGUGUUGCUAUCAUAUAACAUCAUACCAUGAUGACAUAACAUGAUGACAUUACAUUAUAACAUACCAUUAACCAUAACCAAGAUGAUCACCAUGAGUUUGGCAAUAACAUCACAUAAUAACAUAAUGGUCAUGUAAUAUAUGUUACAUGAAAAAGAACAUGACCAUGAGCAAAUUGUUGUAGCAUUUACAUAGGAACAUCAAUUUACAUCCUAACGUAUUAACAUACAAUGACAAAGUAGCAUGAUAACAUUAUAAUGUUACUAAGAUGAUCACCAUGAGCUAAACGGUUUUGCAAUAACAUAACAUCAUAACAUGCCAUUAUAACAUAGCAUGAUAACAUACCAUCGUGACAUAACAUAAUAACAUACCAUUGUAACAUUACAAUCUAGAUGAUCCCCAUGACCUUAAUGGUGUGGGUAUAACAUAACAUUACAUUAACUUAUAACAUAACAUAUUAACAUAACAUUAUAACACCACAGCAUACAAUUAUAACAUACCAUGAUAACAUAACACCACAACAUAACAACAUAACAUAACACCACAACAAAGCAUCAUAACAUACAAUUAUAACAUAACAUAUUAACAUAGCAUUAUAAUGACACAACAUCAUAUUAUAGAAUAACCAAGAUGAAUGCCAUGAGCUACACGAUGUGGCUAACAUAAUAUCACACAAUAACAUUACUUCGUACCAUACCAUAAUAUUAUAUCCGAACAAAUAAACAUAAUUUCAAGACAUAACUGUGAUGAUCACCAUGAGUUGGACAGUAUGGCUAUAACAUAACACCAUAAGAGACCAUUAUAACAUAACAUUAUAACAUACAACAUCACACCAUGACAUCAUACCGAGGUUUAUUGCCAUGGGUUAAACAUUGUGGCUAUACAUAAUAACAUAAUAACAUAGCAUUAUAACAUAACAUAAUACAAUAUCAUUAUACAAUAACAUAACUGAGAUGAUCACCAUGAGCUAAAUGGUGUUGCUUUAACAUAACUUCAUAACCUACCAUUAUCACAUAACAUAAUAACAUACCAUUAUAACAUCAUACCCUAAUUGAUGACCAUGAGCUGAACAGCAUUGCUUUAAAAUAACACCAUAAUAUACCAUUAAAAUAUAAGAUAAUAACAUGACAUAACUGAGAUGAUCUAGACAGUGAGUCUAUAACAUGACCCCAUAACAUCAAAACAUACCAUAAUAACAUGAUAUAAUAACAUAACCUCAUAACAUCAAACCUAAGCUGAUCCCAACUGAAAAUUGUGGCUAUAACCAUAACAGUAUUUGAACAUAAAAUGAUAACAUUAUAAAAUAACAUUAUAACAUAACUGGGCCUAUCUUGCUAACAUAACUAUGGUCACACUCUGCUUUCUUAACAUGCUCUCCAGUUCUAAAUUGGUUUGAGUUUAUUUUCAGUUACUGACGAUUGCGCAAACUUUCAACAAGACAUUGUGCAUAAAAUACAUUUUCAAGACAAAAGUCUGCAACAAAAAUGUUGGCUCAAUUCAUACUCCUUUUGUUUUUCAAUCUCAGAAAAGUCCUGAAUAUCUAUUAUUUAAGAAGAUUUGUGUUGUAAAUACUGUCUUGUAAAUAAGAGUGAUAUGUGGAAUAGCCUGCACUAGAAUGCACUAGAUUUGAGAGCAGUCAUUUUCUGACACAUGAAUGUGGUUCCUAUGUUAUGCUCAUCUUGUUAAUAGGUGAUAUUUAGGACUGUAGUGCUCUAUUUACUUGCAUGCCCUUUUCUCUGUUGUGGUUAAUCAUUUAAAAAUAAUUCCCUGACGAGGUCUAUCUUAAAGAGUCUUGCCUUAAUAAAAAAAGGGUUUGAAAUUAAUUUAUUCUUUUAAGUAUGUCAUAUGUCAAAUCAUGGGCCCCAUUGACCUUAACCUUACUAAUAAAAACAGUUUGGUAUAACAUUGCCAUCAGUGACAGACUGCAUCUUCUAAUGUUGAUGUUCAUCUUAUGUAUGUAUGAAGGCCUAAAGGAAAAUAAAACAUAUAAAAGUACCCUGCAAGGCAAUGCAACUUUAUUUAUAUUUUAACACUUUUCAUAUACAGAGCAGACUCAAAAUGCUAUAGAUAUAGUUAACUGAUUCAUUUAUUUGCAGAAUAGUUAGAGCAUAAUCCUACAAACUACAAUCUUUCAUUCUUUUAACGUGCAUAGCCUCUUUGGUCAUGAAUUAGACAAGGGGUUGUAUGCUUUAUCUUGGAGACACUCGAGGACGGUGACAUCAUUACAAUCAGAGACAAGGCCGGUCUGUGUUCAUCUGACAUCAUCCACUGGACCACUCAGAGGAGCUUCAUUGGGUUUCUCUCCACUGGUGCAUUGUUUUGGACACAGAGCAAAAGGAGAGUGCUGUGAGAAGGGGUUACAUGGUGGCCAACACGUGGUCCCCCGGUCACUGCUGACUCCAACAUACUGUACAACAUACUGUGCCACUGUGGCUUGUUACAUUGCACACGUCACAAAUUGCCCAACCCGUGAUUGGACAGAAGGAUCCACAUUGAAAAUCAAUGUGCUGUCACAUUCCACUGCGUUAACGUGUUUCCACCGUGACGGUAGGCCUACAAUCUACUACCAAUGUUACAGCAUCAACUGACAGCCUUUUGUCAAUUCAUUUCCUCUUCUACCAACGACAAUAAUUUAAUGUACAAAUAAAGAUGCAAUUUUGAAUGCAAAUUAAUGGAUGAGAAGAAAUAAUAAUUAUUUCAGUCUUAACAACAAAUGUGUUUUGUUGGCGGGUGUAAUAAACUCAGGGUUCAGGUCACCAUGCUGCUUGUGUCGCUCUCUGCCGGCCAUAAAUCAUCACUGCAUCACAAAUUCAGGAGGAAGGAAACAAGGACAUAUACGAGGAUACGAAAGGAUGCUUCAUGUUCAUCAAGUCGACGUGGUAACACAUCUCAGAAGGAAAUAAUUAAAAAGCCCAAGGCCCAUUUCAUAGGGAGUCAAAGUAAUGAGUUGAGGCCAUUGCCUCCUUUGUUGUUGGCUCAUGAACACACCAAUGUGAAACAUCCAAGUAAGGGAAUUUAUGGACAAGAAAUAUAUAACAUUAACGGGAACUGUUGAAAAUGAGGCAGAAUUAUCCAAGAACCAAAUGAGAUCAGUCAGGAGAGACAUUAAACAGGGGGCUAGUUUAUUUUGAUCGAGUCUUUUAAUUAAUGCAUUUCAAGUACUCCAAAAAAUUACAUCUCUUUGCACAAUACAAUUAGAUUUUUUUCUUUUUUUCUUUUUAGUAAAAAUGUUCAAAGUGAACAAAAAUUUCUGAUACUGUAUAAAACACAGUGAACAUUAAAAUCAGACAGUAGUUUUAACUUUUUACUCUUGUGUUCUUUCGGCCUACAUCACCUACAACAUUUCAACUCAAUUUGGACAUUUCAGUGCACGUUUAUUCAAAACUAGAAUCAAGACUAGAAAAUAAAAAUGGAAAGUCAAAUUUACAGGCAUUUUUUUCACCUCCCCACACCCUUGCCACAGAAUAAGACAAAAUUAAAAAUGCAACAAUAAAUCCAUUACACUGAAUGUUUUUUUUCUUUCUUUUUUCCAUUGACGAUGGGUGGAGGAAAGGUAUUAUAAUCAAAUCUUAUUUGAACUAGCACACAUAGUAACAUGAAUAACUUAUAAGAGAGGUUUAUCACACAUGAACAUCUUACUCCAGAAUUAGAUUACAAAAAAAAAACACGUAUCAAAAUGUAAUUUUCAUCCUCAAGUGAAAUGCAAAUUCUCUAGGUUCUGUACAAGUUUAUAUUUAUAUAGCCCAGGCUCACUGUAGGGACGGAGCCUCGACAAUGGAAUCAAAAAGAUGUCCCCGCUCUGCACAGACCACGUCGAUGAGGACAACCUUCAACCUUCAAAACCCCCUUCCUCACUGAUGUCACAUAAACGGCCAACAGGGACAAGCUCAGUAGUCACAAUGCUCUUAUUUGAUCACUGCAACACGAUGGGUGU
This is a messenger RNA of Gadus chalcogrammus (walleye pollock), 4898 nucleotides long. RefSeq names its product aquaporin-9-like. The record is from RefSeq and is a predicted model, not a curated record. The transcript is spliced from 6 exons. The coding region runs from base 62 to 964 and encodes 300 amino acids. Gene Ontology annotation, cellular component: plasma membrane; basolateral plasma membrane. Gene Ontology annotation, molecular function: urea transmembrane transporter activity; water channel activity; glycerol channel activity. Gene Ontology annotation, biological process: glycerol transmembrane transport; water transport. Lineage: Eukaryota; Metazoa; Chordata; Actinopteri; Gadiformes; Gadidae.